AUGACCGAUCAGUACGACGUGCAAGCUGAGGGUAAAAAGAAACCAGCUCAUCGUUUCACGACCCCGCAGGAUGUGGACCUCCUCAAGGAGGUUAUGUCUAUAUGCCCGCAUGAUGCGCCCUACGGACAAACAAGUGCUCGAUGGGCAGAAAAGGCCACGUUGGCAUCAUUGCGUGCAUCUGGAACGGACGAGGAAUAUGAUGAGCGAGAACAAUUGCUACAAGAUCUCUCGGACAUGAUCGACAUGAUCUCCAACAAGAAGAAAGCCACCAAGGAAGACAAGUGCAAGAAAAUGGACAAGCGCGAGUCAGAUGAUCACACCGUGCGUGUAGCCGCCCUCACGGGGAUGAAGCGCAAGUCGUUGGGGAUGAAGGAGACGACAACGAUUCUGAAGAAGCAAAGAAGACGAUGA
Messenger RNA from Aphanomyces astaci, 411 nucleotides. RefSeq lists its product as hypothetical. NCBI's taxonomy places the organism in Eukaryota, Oomycota, Saprolegniomycetes, Saprolegniales, Verrucalvaceae. The record is from RefSeq and is a predicted model, not a curated record. The coding region runs from base 1 to 411 and encodes 136 amino acids. The transcript has 3 exons.